AGGCUGAAGGAAAUAUCGCUUUUUGCUCUCUUAUAUUAAUACCAAUAUAAUAAUUCAAAAUCAAUGUAAUAGGCUUAUUUACGAUGAACAACAUCUACUGUCCACAUAUCCACAACAGUUGGAACUGUUGAUGUGACAGUGGAAUUUUUUUGGUCAACAUGUACUUAAAUCUCAGAUGAUGAGGGCAUUAUUUCAAUAACUGUAACAUUUCCCUAACCAGUAACUCAAUACUGUAAUUGAAACCGUUCAAAUUCUAACAUCUGAAAAUCUUGCCUGUUUAUUUUGCUAUCAAGUAAAUGCUAAUGUUUUUCUUGCGUGGGGCACAUUAUUAUUAUUUAGAGUUAUGUAAAACGAUAAAUAUAUGACAGCUUUACAGUUGAGAAAUGGUGAUAAUCGUGUAAUAGUAGUGACAGGUUUCAUUCAGUGUUUCAGUCGACGCUCUCCAUUCUUUUGCUUCACUUCUCUUGAAGGCUUUUGUGUAUGUUUUGUGUAUAGAAACUGUGGGUUAGAUUUAACAAAAUAUACAGUGGAAAAUUUUCUUAGAAUGGCUACCAAUUCAGAGGAGAUUGAUAAAGUGUUUGGAUUGAAUAAUAACAACCACGUGCAAACGUUUGAAUGGCAUUCUUCAGAUAAUGAAAAACGGAAAGAGUCGUGUUGCAGUGUGGAAUGUGUGAAGAAUCGACUUCCGGUCCUGAGAUGGGCGCCUCAGUACAACUUGUCCUGGCUUAUCAGCGAUCUGAUAGCAGGAGUCACAGUCAGUCUCACAGCUGUACCUCAGGGCAUCGCCUAUGCUGUUGUUGCUGGUCUGGAUCCCGCGUAUGGUCUGUACUCGGGCAUCAUGGGAGCAUUCGUGUACAUGCUGUUGGGAACAAGCAAAGAUGUGACAGUGGGACCAACCGCUAUUAUGGCACUCAUGACGUACAAGUAUGCCAGCGCUUAUGGUGUCGACUACGCUGUACUUCUCUGCUUCAUAUCAGGAGUAGUAACGUUCAUAUUCGGUCUUCUUCAUCUCGGGUUCCUAGUGGAGUUCAUUUCACUGCCGGUGACGUCAGGGUUCACAUCGGCGGCGGCCAUCAUAAUAGCCGUGUCGCAGGUGAAGAACAUCCUGGGCAUCGACGGAAAGGGCAACGGGUUCAUAGGCGCUUUCACCAACCUCUUCCACAACUGGCACUCGCUCAGGCCUGGUGACACCAUCAUGGGGCUCACCACCAUUGUACUUCUAGUCAUAGCUAAGAAAUUGAAAGACUACUCGAGUUCGUGGGAGAGCCGAUCAUUGCGAGGCGUGAUGUGGCAAGUGGGCGUGGCUCGUAAUGCCAUCGUUGUGAUAAUAGGAACUUUGAUAGCAUUCCUGUGUGCCAAUAGUGAUUUACAACCGUUUAAGCUUACUGGUCACGUGAACUCUGGUUUGCCGCCAAUCAGUCUGCCGCCAUUUUCCCACUGGGACGGUAACCGCACGGUCACUUUCCGCAGAUGCUGCACAAUCUCGGCACCGGGACCAUUGUCGCGCCCAUCAUAUCCAUCCUCGAAAGUGUAUCCAUCGCCAAAAGUAUUCGCCAAAGGCAAAACACUGGACGCUAGCCAAGAAAUGAUAGCUUUGGGUUUUUCAAAUAUUUUCGGCUCAUUCGUGCAGUCAAUGCCAAUAACUGGAUCUUUCACCAGAACUGCCGUCAACCAUGCUUCAGGAGUCGCCACACAGUUUGGAGGAUUUUUCAACGGCGUGAUGAUAAUAUUGUCGUUGAGCUGCCUCACUCCAACGUUCUACUACAUUCCUAAAUCGACUGUUGCCGGCGUUAUCAUUUGUGCCAUGUUCUAUAUGGUUGAAUAUCAUGUGGUGCUUGUACUCUGGAGGACAAAAAAAAUGGACUUGGUACCAUUCAUUGUGACGUUUCUGUGCUGCCUAUUUGUCAAUCUGGAGAUGGGCAUCGUAUCUGGAAUAACUGUCAACCUUCUGUUUAUUCUCUACAAUUCUGCCAGGCCGAGAAUUCUUCUACAAUGGAUUUCGAGCGGUAGAGAAGAGGUUCUUCUAGUGACACCCACACAGGGUCUAGUAUUCCCAGCAACAGAGUACCUGCGGGAGGUCAUCAUCACGUCCUGUGUCAAUCGAGGAGACAGCAAUGCCCCGGUUAUAAUCGAUGGCACUCACAUUCAUUUCAUAGACUCCACAAUGGCCAAGGGCAUCAAACUUCUCCUAGACGAUCUAUUAGUUCGAAAGCAGAAAGUGUAUCUGUGGCACUGGAAUGACGACGUAGUCGCUACCAUAACUGGAUUCGAUCCCAAGCUCGCGUCGCACUUCCAUUCGCAAGGAACGUUGCAACAACUGAUCAAGGGAAAUGAAGAGCCUGAAUACGUGGUCGAUGUGCUGAGUGGUCCUGAAACAAGGAGAUCGUCCGAGAGAAACAUCCAAUAGUAUUCCUAGUAUUUUAUUAACUGUGCAAGACAUUUUUGGAAAUGCACUAUCCAGAACUUUACAGCUAACGAGGCAAUUUGCUUCUCAUAUUUACUAUGGGUGCAACAAACAUCGUGGAGCGGCGAAGGUAGCAGAAACUCUGUAUGGUUCUCAUCAUAAUGAAUGUGAAAUCUUCUAGCCAAGGUUCUCUCAGACUGUAGUUACUGUAUAAAGUAACAUAGUAACUGUAUCCAGACUUCCUAAGCAUUCUGUAUCACUACUCACUGAUUGCUGCAAUCUUCCGAGUUCAGGAAAUUAUUCGGUGUAUUGUAGUGUGUUGGGGGUUCAGUCUAUUACCAUAUACGUUUACCACAGUAGAUUACCGUUCAGUAUUGAAAAAGCAGCAUACAUCAUGCAUUCCGCUACUAAAUCUUAGUUACAACCAAAAUAGAUUAAUCUAAUUAUUCUAGCAUCUUUCUCGAUAAUUGUUAUCGAAAAAAUACGUAGAGAAGGCUGUGGUAUUACUCAAUUAGUGGAAUCUUAGAAUGGAAAAGUAAUUCAAUGGCAUAUGAUCGUUUUUAUUCCUAAUUCACUCAUUUAAUAUAAUGUUGAAUAAUUUAUUGAUUCUUCUAAUGGUUGAUUAUAAGUAGAAUUGAUGAUUUAAUCGAUACCAACGAGUUUCUUCAUAAUAUAUUCAUAUUAAUUUAAUUUCAUCAUUAUUAUCUUAAAUAUCUUAUACAGAAUCUUUCCUGUCUUUUGUAAAUAAUUUCAUAUUAGAUAUAGGAGGUAUUCCGUAAAUGUAACAUAAUAUUGUAAAAUAUUUUUACGAUUUGUACAGAUUUAGUUUUAAUUAAAUUAAUGAGAUAAUCAUUCAUUUCUAACUUAUAGUGUCUAAAGUAUUUGGUCAAUACCUACCACUGAUAUUAGUAGGUAUUGUUUUGUUGCUAAGGGAGGUAGCAUCAAGAUCAUUCCAUUAUGAUAUUUUAUAUCAAAGACGUUAAUUUUUACUAAGAUUUUAGUGCGGCAAAACUAGCUAUUCUGUAGUUUCAAUAUUUUUUUGAACUUUUGGACGAUUUUAAUCAAUUUUGAAAGUGUUAAUAUUUGAGAAAUUCUUCCCAAAAUUGAUAGAAUAAAAUAUCGAAUUUAGGGCUUUCAUUGUACUGUUCGGGGAAAUUAAUUGUGAUAUUCUAUCGUCCAAUUCAUUAAAUGAAUAUUUCGUUGAUAAUGUUAUAAAAGAUAUUCUUUGUUUUAAUUUGAAUCUUUAGCAAAUUGAGUCGAGUGAAGCAUUUUAAGUAAUGGUAAAUAAUUUUGUUGUUUUCAUUUUGCAUCCGAAAUACCACUCGACUCUCAAAGACAGAUUUAUGGUUUAUUCAAAUAAUAUAUUUUUAAUUGAAAUUUGUUCAAUAAAGACUUUAUUCACCAUGAAA
Messenger RNA from Nilaparvata lugens (brown planthopper), 3813 nucleotides. Its product is annotated as sodium-independent sulfate anion transporter. The record is from RefSeq and is a predicted model, not a curated record. Gene Ontology annotation, molecular function: secondary active sulfate transmembrane transporter activity. Gene Ontology annotation, biological process: transmembrane transport. Lineage: Eukaryota; Metazoa; Arthropoda; Insecta; Hemiptera; Delphacidae. Gene Ontology annotation, cellular component: membrane.